UGAAGGAAUGAAACCUUCAGAUACUCACACCAAAAUGAAGCUGCUUGCCGCAGCCUUUUUUCUUUCAUUUAUUUUUUUAUUUAACAAAGUUAAAGCUGAAUAUGAUCUCAACGAAGUUGGUUGUGGUUCCUUGGUGGACAACUACUUGUUGGAAAACUCCAGUAUUUCAUUCAAUGCUACAUCCGGGGACCCUGGCCGUCCCUUAAUUUCUGGAGAACCAUGGAAGCCGACCAACCUUAGCUUUAGGAACUCCUUGACGGUUGAUUUAGGUGAAAACUACAGUGUCAGUCAGGUGGUGUGGUCAGGAGACCCUGCAGCAGCAGAACAAACAAAUCAGAUGACAAUUCAGUACAGCUACGAUGGAAUAACAUACGACUGUAGAAGGAAACCACUAGCACCUGCAUCCUGCAAUCCAUACUAUGGGAAUCACCCGCCACCUGCACCAAGUCAGGCAAUUAACGUGGUUAAUCUUGGAAGCGUCAUAACUGCACGUUACUUCAGAUUUGUUCCAAUUGAACCAGAUCCAGGAGUAAAGCCUGGUUCACACAAUUUAAGAAUUGACGUAAAUGGAUGUGUUAAAGGUAUUCCCGAUAUCGAUCUUGUGUUUCUGUUCAGUUCAACUUCUACCAUCRUAGCAGACGCAAAUGCAGCUUUUACGUUCAUGAAAAACACAGCUAAAGAAUUUGUGACGCAAUAUGGUAAUACGUAUAUCAGGUACGGCCUGAUCGUCUUUGGUAGUACUGUCAACGAUGUCUUUAACUUCCAGACUACUGCCAGUAUGAAUAAAGCUACUUUGAAGACGUCAAUCGAUGCCUCCAACAACAUCGCUGGUUCAUCUGAUCUGAAAGCUGCGCUUGGAAAUGCAAAAGCAAUGUUACAAGGACCAGGUUCACGACCAAACGCAAGRAAGAUUGUUGUUGUAAUGAUGGACACGGGUUCAGCACAGUCUCAGAAUGAAUUGGAACUUGCUGCAAAAAACCUCAGAGAUAUCGAAGCACUUGUGAUCGGUAUUGGCAUUGGAAGACAGAUUCCAGUACAACAGCUUGAGUGGAUAACUCUAAAUAGGUAUUACGUCAUGCUGUUUCCAUGGACAGGAAGCUUUCGUCAUCUUUGCUUUGGUAUUGCUGCAAGAUGCUUUAAAGGUAUGGAUUAAGGAGGAGCACUGAAAUCGUACUUGACAUUAGAAAUAUGUACUCUUCAUUUAUUACCCAACCCCACUGAAAAGGAAUUAUUUAUUUACAUAACGAUCAACUCACCUACGUGAAUAGUAUCUUUAUUGCUCUUUACGUUCGUGAUACAUAUAAAAUUUGAAGGUUACUUUAUAAAUAGAGAAAGGUUACUAUGUAGACGAUAAGCCUGAGAGCUAAAUAAACCGUUAGGUUUUCGAGCUAGCUCCCAGUAUUUUGUUGCCAUUUUGUAGGUUUAAGAGCGUAAUUUAGUAUUGACAUGUAUAUUGAGAAAAAAAAAAUACUAAAGAACUAAUAAUAUAUAUAACA
Molecule: messenger RNA, 1496 nt
Organism: Actinia tenebrosa (Australian red waratah sea anemone)
Lineage: Eukaryota; Metazoa; Cnidaria; Anthozoa; Actiniaria; Actiniidae
Source: RefSeq, a predicted model, not a curated record